CCGCUUCGCCCCUCCCCACAUACCUCUGCUCCAGACCCAUUUCGGAGGCGCGGCCGACGCGCCACGCAGGAGGCACGAGCACGAGCGCGUGCGUACGUAAGCGCGUGCCGACCCCAGCGCGAGGAGGCCCGCCUUCCCGCCCCGCCCCCUCCGGCCUCUCCUCUCCUCCUGUUACCCUCCUGGAGCUGAGGAUCCCCGCACCCGAGCGCACUCUGCGGCUAUGGAGGUCCCUGGGAGCCUGUGCAAGAAAGUCAAGCUGAGCAAUAAUGCGCAGAACUGGGGGAUGCAGAGAGCAACUAAUGUCACCUAUCAAGCUCAUCAUGUCAGCAGGAACAAGAGAGGUCAGGUCGUGGGGACCCGAGGUGGUUUUCGUGGUUGCACAGUUUGGCUGACAGGCUUAUCUGGAGCAGGAAAGACCACAGUGAGCAUGGCUUUAGAGGAGUACUUGGUGUGCCACGGUAUCCCAUGCUACACUUUGGAUGGUGACAACAUUCGUCAGGGUCUCAAUAAGAAUCUUGGCUUCAGUCCUGAAGACAGAGAGGAGAAUGUUCGACGCAUUGCAGAAGUUGCUAAGCUGUUUGCAGAUGCUGGCUUAGUAUGCAUCACGAGUUUUAUAUCACCUUAUACUCAGGAUCGCAACAAUGCAAGGCAAAUUCAUGAGGGUGCAAGUUUACCUUUUUUUGAAGUAUUUGUUGAUGCUCCUCUGCACGUUUGUGAACAGAGGGAUGUCAAGGGACUCUACAAAAAAGCACGGGCUGGAGAAAUUAAAGGUUUCACUGGAAUCGAUUCUGAGUAUGAAAAGCCAGAGGCUCCUGAAUUGGUGCUGAAGACAGACUCUUGUGAUGUGAACGACUGUGUCCAGCAGGUGGUGGAACUUCUACAAGAACGGGAUAUUGUACCUGUGGAUGCCUCUUAUGAAGUAAAAGAAUUAUAUGUGCCAGAAAAUAAACUCCAUCUGGCAAAAACAGAUGCAGAGACAUUACCAGCAUUGCAGAUUAAUAAAGUGGAUAUGCAGUGGGUGCAGGUCUUGGCAGAAGGGUGGGCAACCCCACUGAAUGGCUUUAUGAGAGAGAGGGAGUAUCUGCAGUGCCUUCAUUUUGAUUGUCUUCUGGAUGGGGGUGUCAUUAACUUGUCAGUGCCUAUAGUUCUGCCGGCUACUCACGAAGAUAAAGAGAGGCUGGACGGCUGUACAGCAUUUGCUCUGAUGUACGAGGGCCGCCGUGUGGCUAUUCUUCGCAACCCGGAGUUUUUUGAGCACCGGAAGGAGGAGCGCUGUGCCAGACAAUGGGGAACAACAUGCAAGAACCACCCCUACAUCAAGAUGGUUAUGGAACAAGGAGAUUGGCUGAUUGGAGGAGAUCUUCAAGUCUUGGACCGAAUUUACUGGAAUGAUGGUCUUGAUCAGUAUCGUUUCACUCCUACUGAGCUAAAGCAGAAGUUUAAAGAUAUGAAUGCUGAUGCUGUCUUUGCCUUUCAAUUACGCAAUCCAGUGCACAAUGGACAUGCUCUGUUAAUGCAAGAUACCCAUAAGCAACUUCUAGAGAGGGGCUAUCGGCGCCCUGUCCUUCUCCUUCACCCUCUUGGUGGCUGGACAAAGGAUGAUGAUGUUCCUUUGAUGUGGCGUAUGAAGCAGCAUGCCGCAGUGCUGGAGGAAGGAGUCCUGAAUCCUGAAACAACAGUGGUGGCCAUCUUCCCAUCUCCCAUGAUGUAUGCUGGGCCAACUGAGGUCCAGUGGCAUUGCCGAGCACGGAUGGUUGCAGGAGCCAAUUUUUACAUUGUUGGACGAGACCCUGCUGGCAUGCCUCAUCCAGAAACAGGGAAGGAUCUUUAUGAGCCAACUCAUGGUGCCAAAGUGCUGACAAUGGCCCCUGGCCUAAUCACCUUGGAAAUAGUUCCCUUCCGAGUUGCAGCUUACAACAAGAAAAAGAAGCGUAUGGACUACUAUGACUCUGAACACCAUGAAGACUAUGAAUUUAUUUCAGGAACACGAAUGCGCAAACUUGCACGAGAAGGCCAGAAACCUCCAGAAGGUUUCAUGGCUCCCAAAGCCUGGACUGUGCUGAUGGAAUACUACAAAUCCUUGGAGAAAGCUUAAGCUGUUGACCCCGUCACUCUACCUUUGACACUUCACUGAGUAACAAGAGGGGACCAUGUAAUUACUGUUGGCAUUUCUUUGUGGUGGUUUCUGUCUGGAUACACUUCCUAAAAACAGACCACUUUCCUUAACUAGCAUCAGUUUUGGUCUGCCUUAUGAGUUUUGUUUUGAACUAGUGUUAACAGUAAAAACUGCUGGUUUUAAUGUACUUUUCCACUUAUUAUAGUUAAUAUUCCUACAGUACAAUUUUAAAAUCUUGUCUUUUUAUAUUAUAUUUAUGCUUCUGUCUUAUGAUUUUUUCAAGCUGUUAUAUUAGUUGUAACCAAUAGUAUACACAUUGAAUCUCAUUUUUCAUCCCUUGAAAAAAGGAAAAAAAAAUCCACUAAACAAUAACCUUGGCUAGACUUUGUUUUGGGAAUUUUACAAGACAUCUGUAGCAAUUAGAUUUUCUUUUUCUACAUUGAAAAUAUAAACUGCUUUCUUCUUUCCUUCCAAUAAGCUAUUGAUCUCUCAGCUGUUGUAAUCUAUUCUUACGAUCUGUGUAAGCCCUGAAUGAACUUUCUUUAUUCAGAAACAUUAAACUUUUGGCUUCUUA
This is a messenger RNA of Mirounga angustirostris (Northern elephant seal), 2690 nucleotides long. RefSeq names its product 3'-phosphoadenosine 5'-phosphosulfate synthase 1 (gene PAPSS1). The transcript has 12 exons. NCBI's taxonomy places the organism in Eukaryota, Metazoa, Chordata, Mammalia, Carnivora, Phocidae. The record is from RefSeq and is a predicted model, not a curated record. Bases 221 to 2095 code for a protein of 624 amino acids. Gene Ontology annotation, biological process: 3'-phosphoadenosine 5'-phosphosulfate biosynthetic process; sulfate assimilation. Gene Ontology annotation, molecular function: sulfate adenylyltransferase (ATP) activity; ATP binding; adenylylsulfate kinase activity.